CGUCCAUGAGUGUUCAAACUCAGGUAGUAGAACAGAAACCAGUCACACCCAGUUCAAUGACGUAGCAGACUAGUGCUGCCAAGUAAGAUGGCGUCGGUGUCAGAAAUGUACGAUGUAACCUGGGAAGAAAUGAGAGACAAGCUUCGGAAGUGGCGAGAGGACAACCAUAGAAACAGUGAACAAAUUGUGGAUGUUGCCGAAGAGUUAAUAAAUGAACAUGCAUCUAAACUCGGAGAUGACAUAUGGAUAAUUUAUGAGCAGGUGAUGAUCGCAGCACUGGAUUGCAGUCGGGAUGAUUUGGCUUGGACUUGUCUACAGGAACUGAAGAAGCAGUUUCCAGGUAGCCAACGAGUAAAGCGAUUAGGGGGAAUGCGGCUGGAGGCUUUGGAAAAGUACGAGGAGGCUGGCAAGCAGUAUGAUUCAAUACUGCAAGAGGAUCCUACCAAUACGGCAGCGAGGAAGAGGAAGAUCUCCAUUCUGAAGGCCCAGGGGAAGAACACCGACGCCAUCCGCGAGCUCAACGAGUAUCUGGAGCUGUUUGUUGGGGACCAGGAAGCAUGGCAUGAGCUUUCAGACCUCUACAUCAACGAACAUGACUAUGGAAAAGCAGCAUUCUGUCUGGAGGAGCUGAUGAUGACCAACCCUCACAAUCACUUGUACUGUGAGCAGUAUGCUGAGGUGAAGUACACCCAGGGGGGACUGGAAAACUUGGAGCUGUCCAGAAAGUAUUUCGCCCAGGCGCUGAAGCUGAACAACCGAAAUAUGAGGGCCUUGUUCGGCCUUUACAUGUCUGCAAGCCACAUUGCCGCCAGCCCCAAAGUGAACGCCGCAGUGAAGAAGGCCAAUGUGAAGUAUGCUGCAUGGGCCGCCAAUCAAAUCAACCGAGCCUAUCAGCUGGCCGGUCGCGGGACGAAGGAGAACAAAUGCUCCGUGAAAGCCGUGGAGGAGAUGCUGGAGUCCAUGCAGAUCACCAUGUCCUAGGCCCUAACUGCUCCACCGCCCCGCCCCCCCGCUCCUCCCCCAACCCACCCACGUUCGACAAGACUCAACACGGCAGCUCUGUUGGCUUAGUGCUCUGCCCUCGCUCCAGCUUGGACGACCCCCUCCCAUUUUAAAUGUAUGUAGAGCAGGACUGUAUCUUAAAUGACAUCCUAUGUUAAGUUUCCUUUUUGGGGGCACUGCUCUUGUCCUGAAAGCAAUUUAAAAAUAGCGCACGAUACAGGAAACGGGUUGACAUUUGAGAUACCGGCCAGGUAGAGGAAGUUUUCACGUCAACGUUCUGGACUGAGAUGCAAAUUGAAAAGAAACCGGCCGGAAAAAAUCCAAACAAUUGAAGGCUUGGAUUGGUCCAUCUGUAAGCAGCUAGGCCUUCGGAGAUGUACUAACAUCUGUAAAUGAAAUGGAAUCUUUUUAUUGUAACUAUUGUUGUUUUUCUCUGUCAUCAAGAUGUCUUAAUAAAGGACUGAAUUGU
Molecule: messenger RNA, 1471 nt
Organism: Esox lucius (northern pike)
Lineage: Eukaryota; Metazoa; Chordata; Actinopteri; Esociformes; Esocidae
Gene: emc2
Product: ER membrane protein complex subunit 2
Exons: 11
Coding region: 88-981 (297 amino acids)
Biological process (GO): protein folding in endoplasmic reticulum
Cellular component (GO): EMC complex
Molecular function (GO): protein binding
Source: RefSeq, a predicted model, not a curated record